AGUCAGAACUCAUUAACGCGUUGCUCAGUGCGGAGGUCUGGUCUCGAGUUCCUCGGCUCUGCCUCUGCUGGGAGGGAGUAUGAGGCUCGGCACAUGGCGCGGCGCUGGAAGGCAGUGGUUGCUGUCCUGCGCCGGGACCGGACGCAGGCAGCUGUCGUCCUCCGAUCUCCCUCCUCCCGACGUCGCUGAGCUGCUGGCGGCUGACGGUCAGAGCCGGCCAGACCGUGUUGAGAAACGCCGCCCUCGCCAGAGCUCGCUGCUACUCUUCCCCGGCCAAGGCAGCCAGUUCGCGGGGAUGGGCGAAGGUCUGGAGAGGUAUCAAAGCGUGAGGCAGAUGUUUGAGGUCGCCCACAAGAUCCUGGGCUAUGACCUACUGUCAUUGUGCGUGAACGGACCGCAGGAAGAGUUAAAUAAAACUGUUUAUUGUCAGCCCGCCGUGUUUGUUACAUCCUUGGCGGCGGUGGAAAGACUCAAUUAUGAAAAUCCUGAAGCAGUUGAGAAAUGUGUUGGAGCUGCGGGCUUCAGUGUCGGAGAGUUUGCUGCUCUGGUUUUUGCAGGAGCACUGGACUUUGCUGAAGCUCUUUACGCAGUGAAGGUACGGGCAGAGGCCAUGCAGGAGGCAUCGGACUCCAUUCCCAGUGGCAUGCUGUCUGUUGUGGGACGAGCCAGUGCUAGUUAUAACAACGCCUGCUUGGAAGCUCGAGAACAUUGUGAGUCUUUGGGAUUGAAAAAGCCUGUGUGUGAAGUGGCUAGCUACCUCUUUCCCAAUGGACGUGUGCUUGCUGGACAUUUACAGGCUCUUGAAUUUUUGAAGAAGAAUUCCCGGAAGUUUCACUUCCUCCGCACCAAACUGCUGCCGGUCAGUGGCGCCUUUCACACAAGUCUCAUGUCAUCAGCACUUCAGCCACUGCAGGAGGUCCUGACGGGAAUCCAUUUGGAGAAACCUCUGAUAUCUGUCUAUUCCAAUGUGGAUGGCAAAAAGUACAUGCACAGUAAACACAUCCAGCAGCAACUGGUGAAACAGCUGGUUUCACCUGUGAAAUGGGAACAGACCAUGCAUGCCAUGUAUGAACGGAAACAGGGCACUGAUUUUCCUGACACGUUUGAGGUAGGUCCAGGUAAUCAGCUUGGUGCCGUGUUGAAAAGCUGCAAUCUGAAGGCGUGGCAUUUCUACAGACAUAUAGAUGUGAAAAUAAAGGAUCUAGAUGAAGAAGAAUGAUUUUUGUUGUUCCUGUGCAGAGGGACUGUUGAAACAACAAUUAUCGCCAUUUUUGAUAGGUCUGUUUUUAAUGCUAUUAGGAAAGAAGAAACUUACAUGACUUGUGGAAAUUCUUCUUUUAUUAAAGUCAAUAUUCAGAAUACCUAUACUGAUUUUUGAGUUGUAAAUUGUUCUGAAGGUUGUGUACAGAAGUCGAACUUAUAGGAGCAGAAUUAGUCCAUUCAGCCCAUCGAGUCUGCUACAACAUUCUAUCAUGGCUGAUCUCAGAUCCUACUCAACCCCAUACACCAUAAAAGGUGACUGAUAGGAUAUAACAUCUCCCAACAGUCCAAAUAAAAACCAAGAAAAUGCCAGACAGAUACUCUAAUUUUGGAAACUUUUUUUUUAUAUAUGCAGAUUACACAGUUAUGUUUCUUUAAUCAUAAAAGUAAUAAUGUUUUGA
Messenger RNA from Hypanus sabinus (Atlantic stingray), 1661 nucleotides. It is a transcript of the gene mcat, whose product is annotated as malonyl CoA:ACP acyltransferase (mitochondrial). NCBI's taxonomy places the organism in Eukaryota, Metazoa, Chordata, Chondrichthyes, Myliobatiformes, Dasyatidae. The record is from RefSeq and is a predicted model, not a curated record. The transcript is spliced from 4 exons. The coding region runs from base 80 to 1219 and encodes 379 amino acids. Gene Ontology annotation, molecular function: transferase activity.